This is a messenger RNA of Teleopsis dalmanni, 1339 nucleotides long. RefSeq names its product lipase 3-like. Gene Ontology annotation, biological process: lipid metabolic process. The transcript is spliced from 3 exons. Gene Ontology annotation, molecular function: hydrolase activity, acting on ester bonds. Lineage: Eukaryota; Metazoa; Arthropoda; Insecta; Diptera; Diopsidae. Bases 79 to 1296 code for a protein of 405 amino acids. The record is from RefSeq and is a predicted model, not a curated record.
UUGAUAAGCUAUAAGUAUAAAAACUGGUGUCGCUAUAGUUUACUUAAAUUUUGCUAGACGGUUUUUUACACCUGCAACAUGCAAACAAAGUUUAAGCUAUUUUGUUUACUUUUCGCAAUAUUUACAUUUGCGGUGCCAAAUUUGGCAAAGAGGUCUCUACCAAAAAUAUCUUUAAAAAAGUUCACUACUUCGGAAGAGCGUAUAAAAUCGCACGGUUAUCCUGCUGAAUCACACUUCAUUGAAACUGAAGACGGUUACAUCCUCAAUCUAUUCCGCAUACCGUACUCACAUAAAUUACAAAAUCAAAAUGCUUAUCGUCCUGUCAUAUUACUACAACAUGGACUUUUGAGUAAUUCGGAUUGUUGGCUAACCAGUGGACCCGACCAUUCAUUGGCUUAUUUGCUUGCUGAUGCUGGUUACGAUGUUUGGCUCGGCAAUGCCCGUGGCAAUAUAUACUCGAGAGAUAAUAGCAAAAUAUCACUAAACAAUCCGAAGUUUUGGCAUUUUAGUUGGCAUGAAAUUGGUGUUGUUGAUAUUGCAGCUAUGAUCGAUUAUAUACUAGAAACAACUAAUGAAAAACAACUGCAUUACGCUGGACACUCGCAAGGCACUACAGUGUACUUUGUGCUUAUGUCAGAUCGUCCUGAAUAUAAUAGUAAAAUUAAGUCUGCUCAUAUGUUAGCUCCUUGUGCUUUCUUUGGACAUGGCACAUCCCCUGUAUUUGCACUGUUUGCACCACUGAUUGGUACACCCGGUACUUUGUGGGAAAGUAUGUUACAAGAUUUGGAGUUGAUGCCACAAAACAAACUCAUUAAUCGCAUGGUGGAUACAUCUUGUGGUGGAGCAGGAAUCGCUACGCACUUAUGUGAAAAUAUGUAUUUACGAUUUAUAGGUGAUGGAUACCAAAACACAAACAUCUCAUCAAUGCAAUUGUUGCUCGAAACUCAUCCAGCUGGAUCAUCAAGUAACCAAGGCAUACAUUAUAUACAAUCACAUGUUUCUGGCAAAUUCAGGCAUUAUGAUAUGGGAGAGAAAAAGAACCAACAGACCUACAAUCAACCUACACCACCUGACUAUGAUUUAAGUCAAAUUACUGCACCUACCUAUUUGUAUUCAAGUCAAAAUGAUGCACUUUGUGCUCCUGCAGACGUUGAUACGUUGGUUGCGGCUAUGCCAUAUUUAACUGAAGAUUAUCGCAUUCCUGACCCCUCAUGGAAUCAUUUAGAUUUUAUUGUGGCUGAUGGUAUGAAAGAAGUCUUAAACGACCUUAUCAUAGAAAACUGUGCUAAGCACUAAAUUAUAAAUAUUAUAAUAAAUAUUAAAUAUUGCAAAUUUUGAU